Messenger RNA from Ambispora leptoticha, 918 nucleotides. Lineage: Eukaryota; Fungi; Glomeromycota; Glomeromycetes; Archaeosporales; Ambisporaceae. The record is from the annotation of a GenBank genome assembly.
AUGGCGAGCUUAUUUGGCUUUAGUGCUCCUGUGGAUAUUGAUGUCCGUUUUGUAGGGGAAGAACAAAGAAAAAUAGUAGAAGUGAAAGUCGAUAAAGAUCGUCGCGAAAAGUUUCCCUUGUAUUUUGAUGGGGAAACUGUCUCUGGUCAAAUAACGAUUCGACCAAAGGAUGGCAAAAAAAUUGAACAUCAAGGAAUAAAGAUAGAAUUUGUAGGAAAUAUUGAACUCUUUUACGAUCGUGGCAAUCAUUAUGAAUUUACAUCAUUAGUUCAAGAGUUGGCUGUACCGGGUGAGAUGCGCCAACCGCAAUCUUUCAAGUUUGAAUUCAAAAAUGUCGAAAAACAAUAUGAAAGUUAUCAUGGAAUAAAUGUUAAAUUGAGAGUGACAAUCUCAAGACGGUUGACCGCUGAUAUCGUAAAGGAAAAAGAUAUAUGGGUGUAUUCAUAUCGUAUGCCACCGGAUAGUAAUAACUCUAUAAAAAUGGAAGUUGGUAUUGAAGAUUGUUUGCAUAUUGAAUUUGAGUAUAAUAAAUCAAGGUAUCACCUUAAGGAUGUCAUCGUGGGAAAAAUAUAUUUUCUUUUAGUUCGUAUAAAAAUCAAGUAUAUGGAAUUAUCGAUUAUUCGACGUGAGACGACGGGCGCAGCACCAAAUCAAUAUAACGAGAGUGAAACUAUUACAAGAUUUGAAAUUAUGGAUGGUGCGCCAGUACGCGGCGAGACGAUUCCUAUUCGUCUGUUUUUGGGUGGAUUUGAACUUACGCCUACUUUUCGUGAUGUGAACAAAAAGUUCUCAACCCGUUAUUAUCUGAAUCUUGUUCUCGUUGAUGAAGAGAAUCGACGGUACUUUAAACAACAAGAAAUCACAAUUUACCGAAGGCGAGUUGAUGAUGGUCUACCUCCAGAAGAUGGUAAUGAAUAA